This is a messenger RNA of Euleptes europaea (tarantolino), 2381 nucleotides long. Its product is annotated as lethal(3)malignant brain tumor-like protein 4. Gene Ontology annotation, biological process: regulation of DNA-templated transcription. Bases 9 to 2381 code for a protein of 790 amino acids. Gene Ontology annotation, cellular component: nucleus. The transcript has 21 exons. Gene Ontology annotation, molecular function: protein binding; zinc ion binding. Lineage: Eukaryota; Metazoa; Chordata; Lepidosauria; Squamata; Sphaerodactylidae. The record is from RefSeq and is a predicted model, not a curated record.
GCCGAAAAAUGGAACAGAAUAUCUCGGAGAAAAAACCAGCCAUCGCCCAGACUGCAGACUUCGAUGUAAUGGGUGCCUUAGACUGGAAAGACGGCGUUGCCACUUUGCCGGGUAGCAACAUACAAUUUCGUUUAAGUGAAUUUGGAACACUGGAGAUCAUUACUGAAGCUGAAGCAAAAGCUGCGAAAAGUCUUUCUGUCUCAGCUGUAAAUACCAGUUCAGCUAUCCUUCAUGCAUCUACCUCUUCUGCUUCCAGCACAACAGCUCGCAAUACUGACGCACCCCCAGAAAGUAUUCCCAGAUCUGAGUUCCAGACCUGUGAAAGUCUCAAGCAUUCCAGGCAAAUGGAUGGCUUUGAGAAUUCUCGGUCUUGCCCUCAGGAGCAUAAAGACAGAGUUUCUAAGGGCUCCCCAGCCGACUACGGAAAUCGGACGAGUAGCAGCCAAGUGUAUGAAACCGAGAGACCCUCCAAGCGUCUCCGAAGGAAGAGGAAGUUGCUUUUGGAUUCUGAAGACGAGGAAGAAAAUGCAGAUGAUGAGGAGGAGAAGAAUAAACUGAAUUUGAAAAGCCGUAAAAACACUAAACCAAUUAAGCAAGUUAUUCCUGGAAAGAAGUAUGUGUGGAACUGGAUUUCCUACUUAGAAGAAGAACAGAUGAUGGCUGCGCCGCUUAAACUAUUCAAAGAGUCGCAGUCCUUUCCACAGAACAAAAAUGGAUUUAAAGUUGGAAUGAAGUUAGAGGGCCUGGAUCCUGAACAUCCAUCUUUAUUUUGUGUCCUUUCUGUUGCUGAGGUGCAAGGGUACAGGAUGCGGCUGCAUUUCGACAGCUAUUCCGAGUGCUAUGACUUCUGGGUUAAUGCUGAUUCUCCAGACAUCCACCCUGUGAGCUGGUGUGAAAAAACAGGCCACAAACUGCUUCCUCCUAAAGGCUACAAGGAAGGAGAAUUUAAUUGGGCUUCGUAUUUGAAGAACUGCAAAGCCCCAGCUGCCCCCAAAACUCUUUUCAAGACACUCAGCACACCAAUCACACCUUCUGGAUUUCGAGUGGGAAUGAAGUUAGAAGCAGUAGACAAAAAGAAUCCUUCCUUGAUGUGCGUAGCAACUAUUGCAGACAUGUUGGAUAAUCGGCUGCUAAUUCACUUUGACAACUGGGAUGAAAGCUACGAUUAUUGGUGUGAUGCUAGCAGCCCAUAUAUUCGACCUGUUGGUUACUGCCAAGAAACUGGAACUCCAUUAACAACACCAGCUGAAUACAAAGAUUUCAAAAGCUUCUCGUGGGAGAACUAUUUGGAAGAAACUGGUUCGCAGGCAGCCCCAGCAAGAGCAUUUAAACUGCGCCCAGCUCAUGGUUUCCAGACUAACAUGAAACUAGAGGCUGUAGACAAGAGAAAUCCCAUGCUAAUCAGAGUGGCAACCAUAACCGAUAAAGACAACUAUCGUCUCAAGAUACACUUCGAUGGCUGGGACCCUAUCUUUGAUUUCUGGGUUGAUGCUGACAGUCCAGACAUUCACCCUAUGGGCUGGUGUGCAAAAACAGGACACCUCUUGCAGCUCCCACUAGGGACUGAGGAUCCAUCAGGGGCAGCAGGACAGGGAUGCCCUACUCCUGGCUGUCAGGGGAUGGGUCAUGUCAGGGGACCCAGAUAUGGAACGCAUUACACGCUGGUUGGCUGCCCUUACUCAGAAAUCAAUCUGAACAGAGAGAGCUCCAUACAGGAUCGCCUAGGCGGGGAGAGACCUGCACCAAAUAUCAGUAUUCAGAAGCCCAAGCAGCCCGAGCCUUCUGCGCCGCUUUCCGAUCUACGGGAGGAUUCUCCGCAGUCCAGAAAGUCUUCCAUGCAAGAUGAGGAGAGAUCAGGGAGAAGCAGUGUCCACAGCCUAUCAGAACAGUCCGAGACCAGCCAAGAGAAGGACUGGACAGAAGGGGAAACGUCAACUAUCACCAAAAUCAAAUCCAAAAGGAUUGGUUGCUCACAUGGUUAUAUAAAGUUCCAGCUAAUGAAGCAAGAAACUGAUGGAAGAGACACAGCGUUUGCUCUGCAGCAGGCCCUCCACCAGUCCGUCUUCAUGCCGUCCCUUUCCACAAACCCAACCCACCGCCUCCAUCUCUGCUGGGAGCAACACUGCAAACUGCUGCCGGAGGUCUCAGGCCUCACUGCCAAGAACGUGGCCAAAUGGAGCGUGGAAGAGGUGGCUGGCUUUGUCCAGCGUUUACCAGGUUGCAAGGACCAGGCUGCGUUAUUCCGGCAAGAGCAAAUCGACGGUGAAGCCUUCCUUCUCCUAAAUCAAUCGGACAUUGUUAAGAUCCUGAGCAUCAAGCUGGGGCCCGCACUGAAAAUAUACAAUGCCAUCCUGAUGUUUAAGACGGCAGAAGAAGCUUGA